AUGGAAGAACCUGUCGUGAAAGUUUGCAAUUUGAAGCUAGUGUUACUAGGAGAGUCAUCUGUAGGAAAAUCUUCCAUUGUAACCAGAUUUGUUACUGGCAAGUUUCAAAAAAAUAAUGCUACGAUUGGAGCUGCAUUCACUUCUAAAUCCAUUAAAUUAGACGAUUACAAAGAAGUUAACCUGGAAAUAUGGGAUACUGCUGGUCAAGAGAGGUACAGGUCUUUGGCUCCAAUGUACUACAGGGAAACAGACGUUGCCCUCGUUGUUUUUGAUGUCACAAAUAAAAGAAGCCUGGAAAGGGCACAAAGCUGGAUAGAUGAAUUAAACUUUUAUAUUGUAUCAGAAAGGCAGCAUGCUGUCAAAAUAAUGCUAGUAGCUAAUAAGGCUGACUUGAUAACUGGUAUGGAUAUUGAUACAAAUGUUGAUUUAUCCUUCACUAAAGUAAGUGCGAAAACGGGAGAAGGUAUACAAGAAUUGUUUGACCAAAUAUUGUCACAAAUACCAGAGGACAGUUUCAGGUCGCCAGAUCACGAUAAUAAGAAUGUUAUAUCAAUUAAUAAAGAUAAUGCUACCUCGAAUGUAAGCUAUUGUACGUGUUAA
This is a messenger RNA of Kazachstania africana CBS 2517, 600 nucleotides long. It is a transcript of the gene YPT10, whose product is annotated as Rab family GTPase YPT10. Gene Ontology annotation, molecular function: GTPase activity; GTP binding. NCBI's taxonomy places the organism in Eukaryota, Fungi, Ascomycota, Saccharomycetes, Saccharomycetales, Saccharomycetaceae. Gene Ontology annotation, cellular component: endomembrane system. The record is from RefSeq and is a predicted model, not a curated record. Gene Ontology annotation, biological process: intracellular protein transport. The coding region runs from base 1 to 600 and encodes 199 amino acids. The transcript has a single exon.